Molecule: messenger RNA, 1652 nt
Organism: Fragaria vesca subsp. vesca
Lineage: Eukaryota; Viridiplantae; Streptophyta; Magnoliopsida; Rosales; Rosaceae
Product: probable calcium-binding protein CML21-like
Exons: 6
Coding region: 354-1040 (228 amino acids)
Molecular function (GO): calcium ion binding
Source: RefSeq, a predicted model, not a curated record
GGGUUUUCAGGUUUUGGUGUAUUUAUAAUUUGUGAAAGGUCAGCGAAGGUGGUUCUUGUAAAUUUUGAAAGGAGUUGGAUGGGUGGAGUGGGACGACAGUACGUGUUGGGUUGAGCACAAAUAUUGGUUCAGAAGCCAAACAUGAAGGCAUAACAAGAGAAGCCCAUUUCUGAUCAAGUGCAUAUUUUGGUGCUUCUGAUCUUGUUACAGCAUCAAAGAGCCUGAGAAAAUCUGUGCCGCGCAUUUAUCUGCAUCAGCUGUUGGGACCUCAUUUGAAGUCUUUAUUUACCCCAUUGGCCAGGCACAUCAGUCAAUCCAAUCCUGCUUCCCAAAUAUUUUCUUAUUAAUCGGCAAUGGGGGCUGUAGUGGGAAAGGCUGAAAGCCCUAGAAGUCUUUCGAUAUCUGAGACAAAGCUGGAGGCCAAAAUGGUUGAAGCAAUGCAGAGAAGAGCAGCUAAAGGAAGUGUCAUGAAAUCAUUCAACUCCAUAAUCUUGAAGUUCCCAAAGAUUGAUGAAAGCUUAAGAAAUUGCAAAGAUAUUUUUCAGCAGUUUGAUGAGGAUUCAAAUGGCGCAAUCGAUCAUGAUGAAUUGAAAAGAGCUUUCUCAAAACUGGAAGUCUCGUUUACAGAUGAGGAAAUCGAUGAUCUCUUUGCAGCAUGCGAUAUUAAUGAGGAUAUGGGAAUCAAUUUUAAUGAGUUCAUUGUUCUUAUUUGUGUCGUCUUUCUUCUGAAGGAUGAUCAGAAUGCUGGUGAAAAAAAAGUGGAUAUGGGAAUGCCAAAGCUGGAGGCCACAUUCGAAACAUUGGUGGAUGCAUUUGUGUUCUUGGAUAAGAACAAGGAUGGUUAUGUCAGCAAGAGUGAGAUGGUUCAGGCCAUUAAUGAAACCACAACAGGAGAACGCUCCUCUGGGCGAAUAGCCAUGAAAAGAUUUGAAGAGAUGGACUGGGAUAGAAAUGGAAUGGUGAACUUCAAGGAGUUCCUUUUCGCAUUCACUCGAUGGAUUGGAAUUGACGAUCUUGAUGAUGAGGAUGAAGAGGAGUGAAGAAGAAGAGAAGGUUCGAUAACUUUUGGCCACUAGAUGGAGUUUCCUCUUCUUUAUCAUGGCUGGUAUUAUAGAGCAAGUCAGGGAAGCUCCUUUACAAGGCCUAUGCUUUUAAACAAUAAUGUCCCAUGUAAAAUGAUGUUAUCAUUCCUUCUUUGAGGUGACCAUGUAAAUAGUUUGAAGAUAGACCUAUUCCCAUUCUCUUGCUGCUAAACAAUUGUUCUUUUAGUUGAUACUUGCUGACAUGCAAUAUGUAGCAGGAUUUUCAGAACAUUGCUUUGCUCUUUCUUGAUUUCUCACAUAGACAAGAGAUGGUCAAUCGAAACAAAAGGGUCACGAUGCAAAAAUGUUAACCGUAUAUGACUUUCAAAAUUAAGAACAGAGGAGAAAUAAAUCUAUCUGUGGCGCUAUAUACUCUGAAGCAAUGAAGCACCUUAGAAGUUCUUGUAGAAAUGAAUUUACAAGAAUAUCUGAAGCAAUGAAGCAAGACAGAACAUCAUAGAGAAUGCCUUGAAUAGCUACUGAAUACAAUCUAAAAUAGGAGUACAACAUAUUCCAAUCCAUAAAUUAAGACCAUAAUAUUUUUGCCUACUACUCAUGUACAAACCAUAC